UCAGAACACAACUUGUCUGAAAGUUAUGACUUGGCCUAGGUUUUUUAUUCUCGGUAGUGAAGUCCAAGAAAAUAUAUGUUAUGUUCUACAUCAGUAGUUGAUUCUGUAUGGUUUCAAUCACUCCCAUUUUUCUUUUGAUCUCAUCUCAAUCACUGACAAACACAUACAUCCUCUGUGAAUCUCAUUUCAUACCAUUUCUUCCGAACUCAUCAAAUCAUUCAGUCAAGUUUCAGACAUGGAAUCGACAAAUGCACAACCAGCCACGGUGUGCCACGUGGUAGCUAUGCCGUUUCCUGGGCGUGGUCACAUCAACCCCAUGAUGAACCUCUGCAAGCUACUAGCUUCGAAAAGGAAGGAUAUUCUCAUCACCUUUGUUGUCACAGAAGAAUGGCUCGGCUUCAUCGGCUCUGAUCCGAAGCCUGAUAAUAUACGUUUUGAAGCAAUCCCAAAUGUCAUUCCACCUGAGCGCCUUAAAGCUGCCAACUUUCCAGACUUCUACGAAGCUGUGAUGACAAAGAUGGAAGUCCCCUUUGAGCAGCUUCUUGAUCGACUUGAGUUGCCGGUAACAGCCAUCAUAGGAGAUAUCGAGGUUCGAUGGGGCACUUGUGUCGGUAAUCGAAGGAAUAUUCCGGUCGCUCUGGUUUGGACGAUGUCGGCUUCUGUGUUUUCCAUGUUUCAUCAUUUUGAUCUUCAUAUAAAACAUAGCCAUGCAAAAGUUAAUUUGAUAGAGCAAGUGGACAACAUCCCAGGAAUUUCUUCAUCCGAUGUAGCAGAACUUCGAACAAUUUGCCAUAGGGACAAUGAAAGAGUCUUGGAGCUUGCUCUUGACUGCAUUUCAAGAGUGCCAAACGCACAGUAUCUCCUAUUCACUUCAGUGUACGAGUUUGAACCCCAAGUCUUUGACAGCUUAAGUGCAACUUUUAGUUUUCCAGUUUACCCCAUUGGCCCUGCCAUCCCUUACUUGGAACUUAAGGAUGGUUCCUGUAAAACUAGUAACUACCUUCAAUGGUUGGAUUCUCAACAGGUAGGUUCUGUCCUGUACAUCUCAUUGGGAAGUUUCCUUUCAGUUUCAAAGACCCAGAUGGAUGAAAUUAUUGCCGGAUUGCAAAUCUGCGGUGUUCGAUACUUGUGGGUGGCCCGAGGGGAGGUCUCGAGGUUGAAAGAUUGUUGUGGUGAUAUGGGGCUAGUGAUUCCUUGGUGUGACCAUUUGAAGGUACUGUGCCAUCCAUCCAUAGGGGGAUUUUGGACACACUGUGGAUGGAAUUCCAUCCUGGAAGCAGUUUUCGCUGGUGUUCCAAUGCUUGCGUUUCCUCUGUUUUUGGACCAAGAUACUAACAGCAGGCAAAUCGCGGAAGAAUGGAAAAAUGGGUCGAGGGUGAAGAGUACUGUAAGAGCUGAAAAAUUGGUCACCGGAGAGGAUAUUGCACAGCUUGUGCGGAGGUUUAUGGAUGUUGAAAGCAAUGAGGGAAAGGAAAUUAGAAGAAGAGCUAGAGAACUCCAGGAUAAAUGUCUGGUUGCAAUUUCUGAAGGCGGGUCUUCUGCUGCUAACCUUGAUGCGUUCCUUGAUUCCAUUUAACAAGAAUAUGGAACCUGAUCUAUUAUGUUAUCUGGUAGUACAAUUUUUAAGAACAAGGAGAUGGCAAUAGGCUAAAACUUUGUGUUUUGAAUUUUAUGGAUUGAUUUUACAUUACAUUUCCAAUUUCAUUUCCCCAUACUGCCUAAAACUAAGAUAAGGCUAUUUCUUUUUUUUUCUUUUUCUAUUGAUUCUACUGUUCAGCAUAGAACACAAUAUAUUCAGUUGGUUUGGAAUCUUCCCACUUGCUUAUUGUUUGGGUUAAGAAAUGAGAAGACCCAAAACAGAGAAGCAAUUCAAGCUUUACAGUAUAAUAAUUUAUUGGUUACAUGUUCAUA
Theobroma cacao (cacao) is the source of this 1911-nucleotide messenger RNA. Its product is annotated as UDP-glycosyltransferase 87A2-like. Gene Ontology annotation, molecular function: quercetin 7-O-glucosyltransferase activity; quercetin 3-O-glucosyltransferase activity. The record is from RefSeq and is a predicted model, not a curated record. Lineage: Eukaryota; Viridiplantae; Streptophyta; Magnoliopsida; Malvales; Malvaceae.